Molecule: messenger RNA, 2753 nt
Organism: Salarias fasciatus (jewelled blenny)
Lineage: Eukaryota; Metazoa; Chordata; Actinopteri; Blenniiformes; Blenniidae
Gene: m6pr
Product: mannose-6-phosphate receptor (cation dependent)
Exons: 7
Coding region: 327-1157 (276 amino acids)
Biological process (GO): protein targeting to lysosome
Cellular component (GO): trans-Golgi network; endosome; Golgi apparatus
Molecular function (GO): protein domain specific binding
Source: RefSeq, a predicted model, not a curated record
GUGUUUAGUUUCACUUCCGCACUCCUCUCCUGUCCCGGAGCCCGUUAGCCUGGAGGACACUGCGCUCCUUUUGAGGGGACUGAAGUGUUUGUCCCGGACGGAAGCGGCAGCGUGACCCGUGUAGAAGCCUCCGGCUCCGUGCUGAGGCGCUCCAGCGGACCUGUGUGAGCGCACAGCCGCCCCGUGGCCCUCCGGGCGAACCAGGAAGAGACCUCCGCGCCAGGAAGACCGCUUCAACUUCCACUGGCUGCAUUUUAAACUCACUUUUUUGUGCUGCUAUUCCAAACACUAGCAGGCUCCCCCCCUCCAUCACGGUACAAGUCGCCAUGAAGAUGUUGAUCAAUCGCAGAGGAGGGUCUUACCUUGUGUGGACUCUGGCAGUCCAGCUGGUCCUGUAUGGAAUUGGUGCUUACGCCACUGACAACAUUAAGAACUGCAAACUGUUUUCUAAGUCUGAGACAGAACAGAAAGUCCUCAGUCGACUGGAGCCACUCACCAACAGAAACUUCUCAGCACAGGACGCAGAUGGAGAGGAUCAUUACACAUAUGUCUUCCAGCUGUGUGGGGAUGCAGGUGGCGUACCAGGCGCUGGGGUGGUUCAAGUGAAGAAAGAUCAAACGCCUAAAAUCAUCGGCAGAUAUAAUUCAACGCAGGCAAUUGGAGGAAGUGACUGGGUGAUGCUAAUUUACAGAAAUGGUGACAAAUACAACCAACACUGUUCUGGUGAAAUGAGGAACGCCUUUAUUAUGAUCUCCUGCGACAGGAAUACAGAAGUGGGUGAACUGCGAGUUGCUAUGGAGGACAACGAAAAGGAGCACGACUGUUUUUACCUGUUCGAGUUGGACUCCAGUUCAGUGUGUCCAGUUAUCGAAUCCCAGCUCAGCGCUGGCUCGAUUAUUCUCAUCAUUGCUAUGUGUCUUCUGGCUGUUUAUCUCAUCGGAGGUUUCCUCUAUCAGCGACUGAUCGUUGGAGCCAAAGGGAUGGAGCAGUUCCCCAAUCAUGCCUUCUGGGUGGAGGUUGGCAACCUAGUUGCGGAUGGAUGUGACUUUGUGUGCCGGUCUCGGAGUCGAGAUGAAGCCCCAGCGUACCGGGGAGUGACCGCGGAGCCUCUAGAGGAGGACCAAGACGAGAGAGACGACCACCUACUACCUAUGUGACCUCAGUAUCUCAGAAAUGGGACAGAUAUCUUCACUGUGUGAUGAGGUUUACUCUUCCACGGCUCAGAUGAGGUUACCGGUAGACACAAGUCUGCUCUGUUUGGCUGCUUUGAGUCUGAACCUUCGACACUUGGCGUGUUUUCCGGACUUGUGCGUACAGCGACUUCUGUCUGAUUUGCUUGUCAUGUAGAAGGGUAUGUUACUAACUGGGCUGACAGACCCCUCUCUUCUUCCUAGCCUAUACAUUUCAUUCAGCUGUUUGAUGACAAACAAAUGAGUGAUUUAGAUGUGAGAACAUAAAGUAAUUUGUCCUCUGAAGUCUGUCAGAAAAGGGAGAAAUUAGAAGUUGGUUUUCUACAUGACGUUUCUGCUUUGCUCUUUAUGAAUUCUUGUUUGAGGAUUGUGUACACUGCAGCAGUCUGUCCAUCAUGGUGUCUCACUUGUUGCAGAAUACACACACACACGUGCUUUUGCUUGCUUAAUUUGGCUUUAAUCAUCUGUUUUGUUGUGAGAGUUAACACUGUGAUCUGCGAAUGUAAAGGUUUGAUCUGAAGUACAGUGGGUGUACUUACAACAGCUUUGCCACACAUGUAGAUGUCACUGCAAAAACCAAACAUUAACAAAAUUGGAUUUUUCUUGGGGCUUUGUCAGCUCUCCCACUUCAUAGGGAAUAGUGUUCAAAGUGGUGCUCAUAUCCCUCUCAAAUAUUUUUUUGUGAAGCUGUCUGAAUGGGAAGUGGCCUUGGCAAAAACCAUCCAUUUAAUUUUCAUCAGCCAGGUUGGGACAUUGCUGAAGUAAUUCAGUAAGACUUUAGAUUUGGAAUCAAUUGUUGAACGUGCAGUUAAAUUAUGCCAUCCACAUAAAUGCAACCGAACAUUAAUUGAAAAUUAGAAUGCAUUUCUAUGUUUAUGAUUCAUAAUUUAGAUCAAAAAGUAACUUCAAUGUAUAUGUAUUUUCAAAGAAAAAGUACCAUUUACCUUAACAAAAAUGUCAAAUUACAAAUCGAGGAAUUAAUAUUUCAGUAUGUCAACACAGAACUGCCUGCCUUCUUGGUCAAAAUGACAAACAGAACGCUUUGCUGCAAAACAAACCAUGUCUGUUGGAUCAUGUUUGACCAUACUUUCAGCUCAUUUCUGUAUUAAAAUACAUGGAGUGGCAGUAUGAACGGUGUCUUCUGUAUCCCCCUGUCAAUGUAAUGUAGUUGUAGAAAGGUUACAGGUGUAAGGACAGUACUAUUGAAAUUUUGAAUAUUUUUACAUAAAUGUAGAUAUUGAUGCUGCUACAGACUACACCAGGCUUUUUGAUCUUCAUGCAAAGAUUAUGUUGGAGGUCAGUUUUGCAGAAGGACGUUACGAUAUAACAGUCAAUGUGAGCACUUCAGUUUGUUUUGUUUGUUGUGUUAAUGAUGACAUUUGUUUGCUUUAUUUGGUGAAUUAUUUCCAGAAUUUUGAUUAUGGUUGAAAUGUUGACACCUGUGGUUGUAGUGGUUUGACGAGCGUCUAGGCUAGUGUCCUGUAUGUUUGGCUUGAAAUCUGUUUUAAGUCACAGACCUUUGUUUUCUGAAUGCAUUGAAAUAAAUUAUAAAACAUUAUGACA